GGAACGACAGAAUUACAACAGUAUAGGGGCCAAAAAAGUCGUUUAACCCAAAGUAAACAUACUCCUUCGGUCCUUCACUCUCGAAAACCCUAACCCUCAAAAUGAUUACUGCAAAUAAUAUUCCUCGAAGACGCCAUAUCCGUUCAAUCAGGAUACUGUCUCUUUUAAAAUGUGUGUUUUGAGGUGAUGGUCUUUUGCUUUCUGAGAUCAUAUAGAUUCACUGAAGCGACCUGGGAGGCCUUCAGUCUACCCAAUUUUGUAUUUCGUGGGGUCUGCCAUCCUGGAAUUUUUAAACCCAUGAGAGGAAUCAAAGUAAAGGGCUUUUCUAGUUUGCGUGCUCUUGCAUCUGAUGGAGAAUCUCAUGUUCAACCCCUGCCAUUAGUUGAAGAAGAGACAGGUUCAUCGUCAAGUGUACAGUCCACCCCUGAAAUAGAAAAGAAUUAUGUGCAUCGUGUUUAUGAUGCCAUUGCACCUCAUUUUAGUUCCACCAGGUUUGCCAAGUGGCCAAAAGUUGCAGACUUUUUGAACUCCUUGCCCUCAGGAUCUCUUGUGUUGGAUGCAGGAUGUGGAAAUGGGAAGUACUUGGGGUUUAAUCCGGAUUGCACUUUUGUAGGAUGUGAUAUAAGUGGACCACUUAUCAAAAUUUGUGCAGACAGAGGUCAUGAAGUUCUUGUUGCAGAUGCAGUAAAUCUUCCUUACCGAACUGGUUUUGGUGACGCGGCAAUAUCUAUAGCAGUGUUACAUCACCUGAGUACAGAGAACAGGAGGAAGAGGGCAAUAGAUGAAUUAGUCCGAGCUGUCAAAAAGGGUGGUCUGAUUCUAAUAACUGUGUGGGCUGUAGAACAGGAGGAUCGAUCAUUGGUUACAAAAUGGACUCCCCUUAACCAAAAGUAUGUUGAUGAGUGGAUAGGACCAGGCAGUCCUCGUAUUCGAAGCCCUUCAUCCAUCACACUAGAAAGCAUCCCUGAAACCGAGAAUAAUUCAAAAGAGCAUGAAAAAGAUACCGAGAGACUAAACCACGAGUUCAAGGGAACUGCGCCUUCGACAUCUAAAGAUGUUAGAAGUGUACAAAAUCAACAGGAGUAUGUUGAUGAGUGGAUAGGACCAGGUAGUCCUCAUAUUCGAAACCCUUCAUCCAUCACACUAGAAAGCAUCCCUGAAACCGAGAAUAAUUCAAAGGAGCAUGAAAAAGAUACCGAGAGUCUAAACCAUGAGUUCAAGGGAACUAUGCCUUCAACGUCCAAAGAUGAUAGCAGUGUACAAAAUCAACAGGAGUAUUUUGUGCCUUGGCACUUACCUUACCACCGUGCUGAAGUCAGUGGUGCAUCUGCAUGUGCUCUUGAAAAUGGCCUGGCAAAGAAGGAUGAUAAAAAAGGUGCUGUGGUAUAUAACAGGUACUACCAUGUCUUCAGUGAAGGUGAACUUGAAAGGUUGGUUUCUGGAAUGAACAAUGCAGUAGUAGUUGAUCGAUUUUUUGACAAGUCAAACUGGUGUAUCAUUCUUCAGAAAACUUUAUGAGAACGAAACUUGCUGAAAACAUCAAGGAUUGCUUGAAAUUAAUCACAAGAGUUGGUUUGUCCUCUCCUUUGAAGAAGGUGACCCACAAGAGGCAGUGACGGUGACCAUUCAUCGCACUGCACUAAUGAAGGUGCUGGGGUUCAUUUGUGGGAUUAGGUGUUGAGGGGUUGGAGGGAGAGGGGAGUGACUGCUCGGUCAACUUGUAUUUUAUGAUGCUUUAGCUUUACCAUGAGUACUAAUUUCAUGCUGUCCCUGGUAAAGCAGUUUUUAUUUUUAAUUUCCUUCUCCUUUGCGUUUUUGAACACGAAUUGUGAAUGGAAUGUUAUAGAAGCUCAUUACAUUCUUCUUGUGUUA
This is a messenger RNA of Populus nigra (black poplar), 1872 nucleotides long. RefSeq names its product tRNA (carboxymethyluridine(34)-5-O)-methyltransferase. Gene Ontology annotation, biological process: tRNA wobble uridine modification. The record is from RefSeq and is a predicted model, not a curated record. The coding region runs from base 187 to 1518 and encodes 443 amino acids. The transcript is spliced from 3 exons. Gene Ontology annotation, cellular component: cytoplasm; nucleus. Lineage: Eukaryota; Viridiplantae; Streptophyta; Magnoliopsida; Malpighiales; Salicaceae. Gene Ontology annotation, molecular function: tRNA binding; S-adenosylmethionine-dependent methyltransferase activity.